Messenger RNA from Hirundo rustica (Barn swallow), 7133 nucleotides. It is a transcript of the gene EPB41, whose product is annotated as erythrocyte membrane protein band 4.1. Gene Ontology annotation, cellular component: cytoskeleton; plasma membrane. The record is from RefSeq and is a predicted model, not a curated record. Gene Ontology annotation, molecular function: structural molecule activity; actin binding. Lineage: Eukaryota; Metazoa; Chordata; Aves; Passeriformes; Hirundinidae. Gene Ontology annotation, biological process: cortical actin cytoskeleton organization.
GGGUGCAAGGGUUUUUCAUGUUCAGCUGGAACUGCUUUUUAACCAGUGUCUCUUCUCCUUUCUCUCCUAUCCGUUGUCCCACGAUGGAUUUUCCUGCCUCGCCUUUGUGGUUGGCCUGGCUCUCUCAUCUCUGGCAUCAUCAUGACAACAGAAAAGAGCCCAGCUGCCGACGCGGACAACUCAGAGCAGCAGCAAGCCAAGGAGGAGGAAAGAGCUGCUGAAACACAGAAGCAAGAGGCUUCCCUGGAGGAAGGGGCUCAACCAGCACUGGAGAGACAGCCCCAGAGGCAGAAGGCCUCCAACGGAGACACACCCACACACGAGGAGCAGAGCAAGAAAGAACAUCGCAGCUCUGAGGGCCGGGGUCUCUCCCGCCUCUUCUCCUCCUUCCUCAGGAGGCCCAAGUCUCAGGUAUCUGAAGAGGACAAAGACACUGAUGCUCCUAAAGAGGUGAGAAGUGACCAGGACGCAGGAUUAGGAGCCAGCCCUGAUGAAGACAUCCUUGUGAAAGCCCCGAUUGCAGCUCCUGAGCCUGAGCUCAAAACCGACCCAUCGCUGGAUCUCCAUUCCUUGAGUAGUGCAGAAACACAGCCUGCUCAGGAGGAGAGGAGGGACGACCAGGAGCCAGAGGGAAGAGACCUCAAGGACAGGGAAGAAGGGGGAGCAAAGGAAGAGGGUGCCAAGCCAGAACUGAAGCCAGAGUCUCUGGAGACUAAAGCAGACAAGGAUUUGAAAGCUGCCCAAAAAGCAGUGAAAAGACACAGAAACAUGUACUGCAAAGUCGUCUUGCUGGAUGAUACCAUUUUUGAGUGUUCUGUGGACAAACAUGCCAAGGGACAGGAUCUACUUAAAAAAGUCUGUGACCACCUCAAUCUGCUGGAAGAAGACUACUUUGGUCUGGCUAUAUGGGACACACCAACCUGCAGGACGUGGCUGGAUCCUGCCAAAGAAAUAAAAAAGCAGGUUCAUGGAGGCCCCUGGGAUUUUACCUUCAAUGUCAAGUUUUAUCCGCCAGAUCCUGCCCAGCUAACAGAGGACAUCACCAGGUAUUACCUGUGUCUGCAGCUUAGACAGGACAUCCUUACAGGGCGGCUGCCCUGCUCCUUUGCCACCUUGGCUCUGCUGGGUUCCUACACGGUCCAGUCAGAGUUGGGAGACUAUGAUCCUGAUCUCCAUGGCCCAGAUUACAUCAGUGAGUUCAAACUGGCCCCAAACCAGACAAAAGAGCUUGAAGAAAAGGUUGUGGAGCUUCAUAAAACCUAUAGAUCCAUGACUCCAGCCCAAGCAGACCUGGAAUUUCUUGAGAAUGCAAAAAAACUGUCUAUGUAUGGAGUCGACCUUCACCAAGCCAAGGACUUGGAAGGAGUGGAUAUCACUCUGGGAGUCUGUUCCAGUGGCCUUCUUGUUUACAAAGAUAAGCUGAGAAUCAACCGCUUCCCAUGGCCCAAAGUCUUGAAGAUUUCCUACAAACGCAGCAGCUUCUUCAUAAAGAUUCGGCCAGGGGAGCAAGAACAGUAUGAAAGUACAAUUGGAUUCAAGCUACCAAGCUACCGGGCAGCAAAGAAGCUGUGGAAAGUAUGUGUUGAACAUCACACCUUCUUCAGGCUGACUUCCACCGAGGCCAUCCCGAAGAGCAGGUUCCUGGCGCUGGGCUCCAAGUUCCGCUACAGCGGUCGGACGCAGGCGCAGACGCGGCAGGCGAGCGCCCUGAUUGACCGGCCCGCGCCCCAGUUCGAGCGCACGGCCAGCAAGAGAGCGUCCAGGAGCCUCGAUGGAGCAGUGGCUGUGAUAACCCCAGAGCGGAGUCCCCGGCCCACUUCAGCCCCGGCCAUCGCUCAGAGCCACCCUGCAGAGCCAGCCCCAGCUAAGUCUGACGUGAAGGACAUGGCCACAUCUAAAGCAGGGAAGGAAACAGCAAAAUCUGACGUGAGACAUGAAGAAUUUCCACCAGAGAAACCCAAGGAGCCGGUGGAUGCCUCAAGGGUGAGGAAAACACACAUUGAGGUCACAGUCCCCAGCACGAAUGGUGCCCAGCCCCAGCAGCAGCCUGCAGAAAAAGAGGAAGAGCUGAUAAGAAUGAGGAAGAAGAGAUCAAAGAGGCUAGAUGGUGAAAACAUUUAUAUCAGGCAUAGCAAUUUAAUGUUGGAGGAUCUAGAUAAGACCCAGGAAGAGAUAAAGAAGCACCAUGCCAACAUCAGUGAGUUGAAGAAGAACUUCAUGGAGUCCGUCCCAGAGCCUCGGCCGAGUGAGUGGGACAAACGUUUGUCCACGCACUCCCCUUUCCGAAGCCUCAACGUCAACGGGCAGAUUCCCACGGGAGUGGAUGGAAAAAUGAGUGACUUUUUUUCCCGAGAGGAUGUGGCUGCAGUGGCAGAGUGGAGCAGUUUUAACACUGGCUUUGCGUGGGAGGGCUCAAAGCAGUCAGUAGUUUUUAGUGAGACUCCAGUGCCACCCACCUCACAGCCUUCUCCCAGCUGGCACUGUGGUGCUUGCUCCCUGAGCAGCGAGGAGGAGGAGAAAGAGGAGGAGGAGCAGGAGGAGGCGGUACCCAGCCACUCCACCGGCAAGGAGCACCUGACAUGUGGAAAGGGGGUUUGUGUGGAUGUGAAGGACUCGGAGCUCUCUGAGCCAGAGCCCCCACCCAGCCCUGCCACGCUUCCCUGGCAGCUCUGGGGAGGAGAGGAGGAGGAGGUGGCAGAGGAUGGUGAAGACAGCUUUGCCUUUAGAAAGCUGCAUGGCGAGUGUCCCAAUCCAGAUGCUCCUAACAGGCAGCCGGAGCUCAUUUGCUGCUUCCAGCCCCCGCUAGUGAAGACACAGACUGUCACCAUCUCUGACAUGUCCAGCACCAUCAAAAGUGAAAUUCCCACAAAAGAGGUCCCUAUUGUCCACACGGAGACAAAGACCAUCACCUACGAAGCUGCACAGACAGAUGGUGGCAAUGGGGAUUUAGACCCUGGCAUCCUGCUGACUGCCCAGACCAUCACUUCAGAAACCACCAGCAGCACCACCACCACCCAGAUCACCAAGACUGUGAAAGGUGGCAUUUCAGAGACACGGAUUGAGAAGAGGAUUGUCAUCACAGGAGAUGCAGAUGUAGACCAUGACCAGGUCCUGGCAGAGGCGAUCAAGGCUGCCAAGGAGCAGCACCCAGACAUGUCGGUGACCAAAGUAGUUGUGCACCAGGAGACAGAGAUCGCAGAGGAGUAGCCAGGCUGUGAAACGUUCCUGCCUGCGACACCACCAGGAAAAAGAAACCCAGCAAAACUACCAAGAAACUACCUGGAGCACAAAGACCUCAGAUUUCAGACUUGACACUCAGAGACAUUCAAAUCAUUUAUUCAGAGUUGUGCUUUGACAUUUUACUCGGGAUUUUUCCAGACUCCACUGGAUCCUAUUGGAUAUAGGCUUUUGUUUUGUUGUUGUUUUUUUUUUUUUUAUAUCUAUUGUGACAGAAAUAUGCCAUAUUUCUAACUGAAUAUUUUUUACAGGUUUUCAAUUUUGCAUUCCCUCUCACACAAAGCCUCUUCAGACACAGAAUCCCACCUCGCAGGGCUCCAGGGCUCCCUGUUUUAACUUGUAUUCCCUCCGGCUCGUCAGGGAUAACAGAGCUGUAUCCGUGCAUCUUCCCAGGGCGGGAUCCGUACGCGCCUUCACUGAGCAAUGGGCUCUUCUUCCAGGAGGGUCAGUUUAAAGAGUCAGACUUUGUGCAGCAUUUCCAAUUGCCUCUGGAUUAUUUUUGUAGCUCUGGGGAGCUCCAGCCCCGCUGCGACCCCUGGGCUGUUCCGAGCUCCCUUCCCACUGGGUUCCAGCCCUGACGUGUGAUCACAGUAGGGUUUUGUGGUGUAGCCUAUGCACACAUCUGAAUAGUUGACCAGAUUUAAGGAAUACUGGAAGUUGCUUCAAGUAUCUUAUACUGUGAAAUUUAGAGCUUUAAGAGGACUGUGAUAGCCUCUCGCCUUCUUUCCAUGUGUCUCUGCCGAAUGCUCCCCACCUGUUUGUGUUUUCUAGAUGCCAUUAAAUUAAAAAGCCCUUAGAAGUGUGUGUUUAAGGUGUUUGGACUUGGGAUGCUAUUAAGGUAGGCUUGUGCAGCACUCACAGGAACUGAGCUUUUCGGUGUCAUAGCUUUUCAGUUGUUUGUGUUCAUGAUUUUUAAAUAAGGGAGGGAUUUUGUGGUUUUUUUGUAAGUCAUGGGUUGGGUUUUUGCCUCCCCUCACAGUGCUAUUUAAAGCUGAACACAUUAGCCAUUUCCCAGAGCGUGUUUCCUACUAUCAUUUAAUUUAAACUCCUUUAGACAAUCCUUCCUAGGGCCUGCAAGCUGUAUCUGGAGAGGCUGAACAAGGAAUUUUAGGAGGUGUCAGGUGUUGCUGGUUGUGAUAGAGCUAAACCACAUGGGAAGUGUUGACACUCCCUCUUCCAUACUGGCCGGAGUGGCUGCAUUUGGCUUCAUGACCCUCUUGCUGGAAUGAAAUAUCAGGGUGGUUAUCUGAAUCUUGAGGCUGAGCUUACAGACCCCCAGAGCCAUCUCCAGCACAGAGGGGGUGAUGCCAAAACAUGAUUUCAGGGGCUGGAUGUGCUUCCACUGCUGCUCUUUCAGCUUUGUGGGAAUGUUCUUGCCUGGUUUGUCCUUCCACCAUUUAAAUUCAAGAUUCAAGAAGCAAAAAACUAAUCAAGCUCUCUAAGGAGUCUGCCCAGACACUUGUGAAUAUUUUAGUCCACUUGAGGUUGUGAUUUUUUUUUUUUUAAAUGUAUAAAUAUACAUAUAUAUAUAGUGUGGCACAGUGGUAGCUGAGGGCAGGGAGUGCUCUGCUCCUCAGGUGGGGAUGGGAAGAAAAUGGCAAUAAAGAAAAAAAUCUCUCCAGUUUUAAAUUAGAAUAACGUAUUUCAGAAGUCACUGGGUUUAGCUCAGGUUGCAAUGGCUCCACUGUUUAGCUGCAACAGUUCUGCAAACAGAACUACCCUGGGGCCAGUGCAGCUUCCCAGCUUCAGGUGCAAUUUUAAUUAAACUGUCAGUAUUGAUUGGAGACUGCUGGAGAUGCUGGAUUCCUUCUCUCUUUGAGCUUUGCUGGCCCUGGGUCCUGCUCAGCCUCCAGCCUUCCUGUGCCAGCAGCUGCCUCUGGGCUGCUCUGGUGCAGGGUCCCCUCCUGGGAUGCUCUGGGGACUUGGGGAGUGCUGGGCUGUAAUGCAGAGAUGAAUUCUUCCUACCCAUGUCUCAGCUUAGUCAGAUAAAGCUUGCCUUAAACACCCAUCGUGCUGAGCACCCUCUGGCACUGUCCUUUUUCCUGGGAAUUGAGUUCUUUGCCGUUCAGUCUUCUGUUCUCACUUGUAACAGCCACCUGAGGUGUGAAGGGGCACGUGGAGCAGUGGCUGAGAGGAUUUCUGGGUUUUACCAGGCAGAGUGAUAAAUUAAGUUUGUCCAUAGCACUUAAAGGCGCUUGGCUGUCAGAAUUUAGGGGAAUGUGGAGCCUGGGUGUUUCCUUGGGGUGUCCCAUGCCCUGAGCACGAUGAAUAGGUCAAAACACCCCAAGCAGGCGAUUUCUGGGGUGAGAAACCUGCUGGCAGGAGAGGUGGUUCCUUUCCAAAAGGAUGUGCUCACUGUGGCUGCAGAUGUCCCUUGUUGAAGGGCCCAUAGACUAGAAUGACCCUAUUUUUAUUUUUCCCCCUGGAUUUUGGGUGGCUGUUUCCAGGUUGUCCAUUUUCGCACUUCUCCUUGUCGAGUUCUUGCUUCUUCUGGGGUAAUUUAAACAAAUCAUGGCCUCAUGUGCCCUUUUCCAUCACCUGCUGUCUGACCUCAGGAGUUUCCAGCCCUGCUCCUGCCAACACUGUGCCCGAGCCCAGGAGCUGGACAGGAGCCUGGGAAGAAGAUAAAAGCAGAAGCAGCUUCUCUCAGCCAAGGCUGUGGUGGGGCUGCCCGCUCCCAUUCUGUGGAGGUGGAUAAGCCCCCUAGGCCCUUGCCCUGGAGGGAUGUCCCUUGAAUGAAAUGUGAUAAGCUCAUCUCAGCCCCUCCUGGAGACAGGACCUAGAUGAGGCAGCUCUCUCUCAGGUCAGAACAAGGCACCCAUAAUGCUUUGAUCCACUUUCCCAAACCCAUUGGUUCUUUCCCCUUUGGUACCACGCCUGCUUUCCCCCAUAAAUACCCCAGAGUUUAUCCUGCUCAGAAGGGAGCUGCCGUCCCUGGCCACCCCAUCACAGGGUAAUAAAAGCUGUCCUCUGGAAGUGCUGCACGGCACUUCUGUCUGUUCCUGAGUCAGCCUGGGAGAACCUCGUGAGGCAGAGCUGUGAUCAGCGCUAAGAGCAGAAUCCACUGCUAAGAGCAGAAACCUCUGCUAAGAGCAGAAUCCUCUGCUAAGAGCUGAUCCCUGGCAGCCCCUGGCCGCCCCAGACCCCCAAGGCCAUCUCUAGUGAGAUCUCUCUCUCUGGGCAGAGAGCAGGGGUCCGAGUCAGGCUGCAGAAUCACACCAUUCCACCUCUGAUGGGAUUUAAAAUCCUUGGCUCUGAGCAUGCUGUGUCAGCUCUAGGGACAAACCAGCUAAGUAAGGUCUAUUUAUAUGAAUGUUCCCAGCUCUUCCCACUCCACAAAUUCACCCAGAGACUGUCUUGAUUGUAUAAUAUACAUUAUAUGGAAGCUAUUUAUAUAUGAAUGAAUGUUUUUAUAGAAAGGAAGGCAAGGAGCUCCUGUUCUCCUCCAUUAAAGUGGAACAGCAACUCAGGUUGCCCAGUAGCAAUCCCUGGCCAACAGAGAUGUGUUAGCAAAGGACUGACUGAUUUCUGGUUUUGAUAAACUGUGGUUUGCUGAUUUUCCUAAUUGUACAAUUACCUUAAGAGGUGGUAGUGUCCCAGCCGUAGAGAUGAAACUUGUAAAAAACUAAAGGAAUAAAUGAUUUAGUUGAGAAGAGAAAGGAGCUUCAUAAAAAAUUUUUAAGGCAAUUGUGAAUUGUCUAGGUUAGGCGUUUACACUAUAAAAAUAGGAACUUCUAAAGCUGGCAAAACUUUCUAGAUCAAUUAGUGAUGGGAGCUGUUAUUUUGGAUUUUCAUAGUGAAUCAAAGGGAAAGUUGCCAUAGCAUUUAGGCAGACCUAAGUGUUCAGUAUUGCUUCUUGUAUUGCAUUUUUCAAUAAAUUUUCAAACAAAACUGUC